Oncorhynchus gorbuscha (pink salmon) is the source of this 2489-nucleotide messenger RNA. RefSeq names its product X-ray repair complementing defective repair in Chinese hamster cells 4 (gene xrcc4). The coding region runs from base 242 to 1252 and encodes 336 amino acids. Lineage: Eukaryota; Metazoa; Chordata; Actinopteri; Salmoniformes; Salmonidae. Gene Ontology annotation, cellular component: DNA ligase IV complex; nucleus; DNA-dependent protein kinase-DNA ligase 4 complex. Gene Ontology annotation, biological process: immunoglobulin V(D)J recombination; positive regulation of ligase activity; double-strand break repair via nonhomologous end joining. The record is from RefSeq and is a predicted model, not a curated record. The transcript is spliced from 9 exons. Gene Ontology annotation, molecular function: DNA binding.
GAUGACGUUGUACGGAACAAGGAAGAGACGAACUGAAACUUCGGCGUCUGGCGAUUUAAACUAGAUUUAACACCGGUUAUAGGUUUAAAUAUCAGAAGUCGACCAUCGGAUAUUAAAAGACACAACCAACUAUCUAAAGGCUAGUGCAGUUUGAGUGACUGAAUCCAGAAGUAAGAAGAUAGGAAUUGAGGAAAUUCUGAGACCAAGGUUUCAGCACAGGUCUGAACAGGACAGGUGUGAGAUGCAUGUGACGGUGCGUGAGGUCUGUAUCUCCUCGGAGUCGGAGACUUCCUACUUCCUGCGAGUGGAGUGGAUGGGGCGGGACUUAGGCUCUGGCUUCCUGUUACUGCUCACUGAUGGACAGAAUGCAUGGAGAGGAGUAGUAUCAGAGGAUGCAGUGCGGGAGGAGGCAGAGGAGUUGGAGAUGCAGACAGAUCGUUACAUCCAGGACCUCCAGCAGGCCCUGACUGGGACUGGACCCUCUACUGACUACAGCUUCACCUUGACCCAUAACCCCGGCCCAAUGGCCAACACGACCCUGUCCUACGAGAAGGUGCAGAGGGACAUCUCGUUCUGCCUGGGUUCUGUGUUGCUGGGUAAGAUUCCAGAGCCAGUGGAGGAGGUUAGAGCGUUACUGACUCACGGUCUAGAACGUGGAACCGCACUGCAGAACCACAACCACUUACUAAAGGAGGAGAACCACAGACUCAAACAGGAGCUACAACACAUCAAUGCAGAGUUGCAGCGGUUUGUCAGUGGGAAGGAGACACUCGAGUCAGAGCUGUACUCUCGCUUCACCCUGGUGCUGAAUGAGAAGAAGGCCAAGAUACGCAGUCUGCAGAAGAACCUUACACACCUGCAGGAGACCAGGGAAGAGGGAGAGAGCAGCAGUCCAGGGAAGGGAACGAAAAAGACGACAGGACAGACCAGAGAGAAGGAUGAAUAUGAAGCGAGCACUGAUGAUGAGCAGUUACAGCCUGCCUCUAUAGAACCCACCCAGGGGUCUUCGCGUAGCCGCAGCCCAUUGGACGACAGUCUGAAUGACAUCCCAGACGUGGCACCCUCCCGUAAACGACGCUUCCGCCACCUGCAACCUCCUGACACCGUUGCUAAGAGACCGACCUCGGAGCCAGCGCAGAAACCGAGGAGGGACCCCCUGCCAUCAUCCAGAGCAGCAGCCAAUAAGGACCAGGCUCCCCAGCAUUCUAGUGAUGUCAUUCCUGAUGCUGAGGACCUGUUUGAGGACAUCUGAGUUCUAACCACUCACUCCUCAAUCAAAUUCUUUCCCUCCCUCACUCCUUUCAUCUCUCUCUCCCUCUAUCACUUUCGUCUGUCACUCUAUCAGCCAGUCCUAACUCUCUUAGAACCCCUUCCCCUAAUUAACCCCUUCGAUGUUUGGAGAUCUGAAAGAUUUGGAUAGGUGUAAACAGUGCGGUGAUGGAGCUCCCAUCCUAUUCCUUCCACCUUACAGAUCCAAAUGUAAAAGUGUAUUAUUAAUAUCAUGAAUUUGGCAUCCUAUUUAUGGUGAUAAUGGUAACUAAUUUUAAAAUGACAAAGAUCCAAUCAACUAUGGAUAGUGUACCUAGUUUCACUCUGCAUACAUAAAUCUAACAUAAGUCGGAAUGUACUUUCACAUACACUGUAAAAGAAAUAAAUAAAUAUAUAUAUUCAGCGUACAAUUGUAAGGUAACCAUCCAGGCCCGGCUCGAGGAGGACAUGAACGAGGGAACAUUUUAUAUUCAUGGGGGGGGGGCUCUUCGACCCUCCGGACAAGUUACCUUAGUCUGAAGCUAUUGAUGUGCACACCGGUGUCAAACUUGUCCGCAGUAUGUGUAGGUGCGUUGAUAAACCGCAAUGUGACGCUGAAUUGGAAAAGCUUUGCCAGGAGGGCACCGAGCACGCCAGCUCCAAGGAAACGAUGGAGACAACUCUGCGAGAGUAUGUCGUUGAAAGCACAAAGCAUUUUUUACAUAUUUUUUUUUGCAAACAGACAGAGAAAAUGUGUUUUGGAAAAAUGUUUUGGCAAGCUCGCAAUCCUAUUGCAGCUGGUUGCCUUACAAUUGUACAAUUUAAUCAACAUAUAUUUUUUAAUGAUUUAUUUUAGUGUACAGCUAUUGUCAGAGGAGUUAAUUACAACGAUUCAAUGGUAGUCUACGCAGAUGAGUAUGAAAGUUGAUCGAUGUCUAACUGUGUUGACAUGAUGGCUCAGCAUAUACAAGCUUGUUUCCAAAGCUAAGUAGGAUACAUGGAGGUAGGCAACUAGAUGAUAGACUCGUUCUCGCCGAAGUGCAUUACCCCUCAUAUACCUGUAGGAGUCGCUGUUCAGGCAGGAAUUGUUGGACUUAUUGGCUUCACAUUUUAUUUCAAUAUACACUAUAUAUACAAAAGGAUGUGGACACCCCUUCAAAUUCUUGGAUUUGGCUAUUUCAGCCACACCCGUUGCUGACUGGUUUAUAAAAUGAGCACACAGCCAUGUAAUCUCCAUAGAC